AGAGAUUCGUUAUUACUCUUUUGAGAAUUGACUUUAGAUCUAAGGAGUAUACAGCUUCUGAUCUUGAAUUGAGUGAUUUAUUCGCCAACCAGAUAAUUGAUCAGGAUUCAGAUUUAGUAAACCGUCUUUCUCGCUUCAUGAAAAAAAAUCAAACUGAAAGUAUACAAAGGCAUUAG
Cetraspora pellucida is the source of this 176-nucleotide messenger RNA. Lineage: Eukaryota; Fungi; Glomeromycota; Glomeromycetes; Diversisporales; Gigasporaceae. The record is from the annotation of a GenBank genome assembly.